Messenger RNA from Calypte anna (Anna's hummingbird), 846 nucleotides. Its product is annotated as olfactory receptor 14J1. The record is from RefSeq and is a predicted model, not a curated record. Lineage: Eukaryota; Metazoa; Chordata; Aves; Apodiformes; Trochilidae. Gene Ontology annotation, molecular function: olfactory receptor activity; G protein-coupled receptor activity. Gene Ontology annotation, cellular component: membrane. Gene Ontology annotation, biological process: G protein-coupled receptor signaling pathway.
UACCUGGCUGCCCUCCUGGGCAGCGGCCGCAUCAUCACCACCAUCGCCUGUGACCACCACCUCCACACCCCCAUGUACUUCUUCCUCCUCAACCUCUCCCUCCUCGACCUGGGAUCCAUCUCCACCACUCUGCCCAAAGCCAUGGCCAAUUCCCUCUGGGACAGCACGGACAUCUCCUACAAGGGAUGUGCUGCACAGCUCUGCUUCUUUGUCAUCUUCAUCUCAGCAGAGUUUUAUCUCCUGACCAUCAUGUCCUACGACCGCUACGUGGCCAUCUGCAAACCCCUGCACUACGGGACCCUCCUGGGCAGCAGAGCUUGUGUCCACAUGGCAGCAGCUGCCUGGGGUACUGGGUUUCUCAAUGCUCUACUGCACACCUGCCUGCCCCUCUGCGAGGGCAAUGCCCUGAACCAGUUCUUCUGUGAAAUCCCCCAGAUCCUCAAGCUCUCCUGCUCACACUCCUAUCUCAGGGAACUGAGGAUUCUUGUAAUGAGUGCUUUUUGUUUUUUAGCACGUUUUCUAUUUGUAGUGUUCUCAUAUGCGGAGAUCUUCAGGGCUGUGCUGAGGAUCCCCUCUGAGCAGGGAAGGCACAAAGCCUUUUCCACGUGCCUCCCUCACCUGGCCAUGGUCUCCCUGUUCAUCAGCACAGCCAUCUUUGCCUACUUGAAGCCUCCCUCCAUCUCCUAACCAUCCCUGCACCUGGUAUUGUCCUUUCUGUACUCGGUGGUUCCUCCAGUAAUGAACCUCUUCAUCUACAGCAUGAGGAACCAGGAGCUCAAGGGUUCUCUGAGGAAACAACUGAUGUUUUUUAGCAGUCAUAGACAGCCUCCUGGCCUCUGCAAAUGA